AUGGCUCUCGUGCAGACCAACCCCGAUGCCUACGUGAUCAAGCCAGAGGCCGCUGCGCCUGCCAUCGACACCAGCGACUGGCCGUUGCUACUCAAGAACUACAGCGACCUGCUCGUCCGCACAUCGCAUUAUACCCCCAUCCCGCAAGGAUGCGCGCCCCUUGCGCGUGACCUCAAGUCGUACAUCUCUUCCGGCGUCAUCAACCUCGACAAGCCGUCGAACCCGUCUUCCCACGAGGUCGUCUCAUGGAUCAAGCGCAUGCUCCGCGUCGAGAAGACAGGUCACUCGGGAACCCUCGAUCCCAAGGUCACUGGGUGCUUGAUUGUGUGCAUUGACCGCGCUACUCGCCUCGUCAAGUCGCAGCAGGGCGCCGGAAAGGAGUACGUCUGCGUCAUCCGCAUGCACGACAAGUUGCCCGGCGGCGAGGCCCAGUUUGCGCGCGCCCUCGAGACCCUCACCGGUGCUCUCUUCCAGCGUCCCCCGCUCAUCUCCGCCGUCAAGCGCCAGCUCCGUAUCCGUACCAUCCACGAGAGCAAGUUGUACGAGUUUGACAACGAGAGGCAGCUCGGUGUCUUCUGGGUCAGCUGCGAGGCCGGUACCUACAUCCGUACUCUCUGUGUCCACUUGGGUCUGCUGCUCGGUGUCGGCGCCCACAUGCAGGAGCUGCGUCGUGUAAGGUCCGGUGCCAUGGACGAGACCAAGGACUUGGUUACCCUCCACGACGUCCUCGAUGCCCAGUGGCUCCACGACAACAACCGCGACGAGUCGUACCUGCGCCACGUCAUCUCUCCCCUCGAGAGCCUUCUGACCAGCUACAAGCGCAUCGUCGUCAAGGACAGCUCCGUCAACGCUAUCUGCUACGGUGCCAAGCUCAUGCUUCCCGGUCUCCUCCGCUUCGAGAAGGGCAUCGAGAUCCACGAGGAGAUUGUCCUCAUGACCACCAAGGGUGAGGCUAUUGCCCUUGCGUACGCCCAGAUGUCCGCCGUCGAGAUGACAUCCUGCGACCACGGCGUUGUUGCCAAGAUCAAGCGUGUCAUCAUGGAGCGCGACCUGUACCCCAGGCGAUGGGGCAUGGGCCCGGUUGCCACUGAGAAGAAGAAGAUGAAGGAAGCUGGCACACUCGAUAAAUUUGGCCGCCCUAACGAAAAGACCCCCGCCAAGUGGAACACCGAGUACAAGGACUUCAACAGGACCGACGUCGAGUCUGCACCUCUCGCUGAGACCACCUCCACUGCUGAAGUCCUCGCUGCUCCUGCCGUUGCCCCUACCGGUGAGGCCCCCGAGGCCAGCGGCGCGUCUGAGAAGACCAAGAAGCGCAAGCACGACGAGGAGGAGACAGCUGAGGAGAAGGCCGAGCGCAAGCGCAAAAAGAAGGAGGAGAAGGCGGCCAAGAAGGCCAAGAAGGAGAAGAGGAAGAGUAAGGCGGCCGACAGCGACAGCGACUCUGACUGA
This is a messenger RNA of Ascochyta rabiei, 1452 nucleotides long. RefSeq names its product centromere/microtubule-binding protein cbf5. Lineage: Eukaryota; Fungi; Ascomycota; Dothideomycetes; Pleosporales; Didymellaceae. Gene Ontology annotation, cellular component: box H/ACA snoRNP complex. The record is from RefSeq and is a predicted model, not a curated record. Gene Ontology annotation, biological process: rRNA pseudouridine synthesis; box H/ACA sno(s)RNA 3'-end processing; mRNA pseudouridine synthesis. Gene Ontology annotation, molecular function: RNA binding; pseudouridine synthase activity. The transcript is spliced from 4 exons. Bases 1 to 1452 code for a protein of 483 amino acids.